AUGGCCAUCGACACAUUAGCGGACCCCCUCACCGUCCUGCCUCCUGAGAUUAUUCUGCAGAUUCUGGAGUUCACCCCAGUAUCCGCCCUCGGCUCGCUGACGGCCGCAUCAAAGGCAUGGCACGAAUUCAUUGACGUUACUCACCAAGAGGUCAUCUACACCGCCGAGUCUAAGACCCCUCAGCCUCCCGGAGGUGCUCGCGACUUCUCAUUUCUUUCCGAUUCCCACAGCUUCGCCAAAUACUAUGAUGGCAUCAAAUCAUGGAAAGAUCUGUGUAAGCGUCAAACAAUGCUCGCCCACAAUUGGGCCGAGCCGCGCCCACUCAGCCAGGAAUCAGUGUUGCAAAUCGGCAAUGACCCUGUCUGGAGAUUCCGCGCCGAUUUCAAACGUCGCUUCUUCGUGUCCAGCUCUCACGCUGGUGGGUUGAAUGUCACAGAUAUGGAUACCGGCGAGAUACUAUGGCAGCUCCCCUCAGUGCUGGACACCGAUGGAGAUGGCGUUCGCCCCUACGCGCAUCUAGAGUAUCAAGAUGGCAUGGUCGUGUUUGACAGUGUGGGGGAUUCCAUUGAGGUCUGGCAGGCGGAUCAGCCGGGUACCAAGCGUGGAGAAUUCCAGCGCAUUGGCAUUCUGUAUCACGGUUGUCAGACUAGAGGAUUCCAGCUUUCCUACUGGACGCUCUGUGUCGUUUCCAAUGAAGGAAAGGGAUUCGUAUACGAUAUGACCCAGCGACCACCCCAGCUGAAGACCGAACUGCAGAUCGAAUGCGAUGGUAUCGGCCAUUUGGACCAGAGCGAGGACAUCGUGAUCUACUCAAUGGGCAAAAAGGGCUACUUCGCCUACGAUAAGGAGUCUGGUGCAUGUCUCGGCACUCUUCAGCCAUCGCAGGUGACUGAGAAAUACCAUAUUUGCCCACCUCCAGCAAAUUCAAUCUCCGCAGGCGCCGCGCUAGCGGGAGCCGCACGACUGGGCCCAACUCAUCGUUUCUCCCCCACUGGAUCUCCACGAAAGGACUGCUUGGUCCCUAUUGAAGUAGCCAAAGGACCACUUUCUCCACCAGAGGACCCAGAACAUGUUUGGCAUGGACAAGAUGACUGGGGAGCAGGAAUGUUGCAUGGCAAUCUGUUCGUUGGUUUCUCUCGUGCGGGUAGAGUCUUCAUCUGCUCUAAUUUCCGCAAAGCUCUUCAAGAUCGAGCUGGCCUCGAGGCAAACAGCUCAAUCAUAGAGUGCGAGUCAGACGGGUCAAGCUUUGACCUUGGUGGCUGGUUAUCGAUUCGCAACCACCGAGUCAUGUUCGAAAUCCAAGAUCGCAUCUAUGUCGUCGCGCUUGAUGACAAUGACCGUAUUCAAAAUGUGGACAAACCCCCGCGGGCUUCAUACUCACUUCUGACAAGCUCAGCCCCACAACUUGCUGUCCCGAUUAGCUACAUGGCGCUGAGUGACGAUGCCAUCAUGUCCACAUACACUACUCUUGGCUGGCGUGACUCCAACGCACCGGGCGGGCAACCCCCACAACAAGGCGCCAACCCUCCCCGUGUCUUCCCCACAAAAGCGAUUCGCAUUGUUAGCUUGGCUCCUGACCUAUCUAACAAGUCGGGUCCAACCUCAACUAAGCCAUCCACCGAAGAAGUCGACGUUGAAGAUGACUCUGGACGGACUAUUCCCGGAGAAGACGCUUGGCGCACCCAAGCCGGACUCCUGCAGCUGCUGAGCAUGCUCGGAGACCAAGCGGGUUUCGAAGAGACGGAUCUCGAAGAAGACGAGUGGGAGAGUGUGGAUGAAGGUGACGAGGAGGAGUCAGAAGUAAAUGGUGAUCAAGGGGCAUAG
Penicillium salamii is the source of this 1824-nucleotide messenger RNA. NCBI's taxonomy places the organism in Eukaryota, Fungi, Ascomycota, Eurotiomycetes, Eurotiales, Aspergillaceae. The record is from the annotation of a GenBank genome assembly.